Cordyceps fumosorosea ARSEF 2679 is the source of this 1425-nucleotide messenger RNA. RefSeq names its product Aldehyde dehydrogenase domain protein. Gene Ontology annotation, molecular function: aldehyde dehydrogenase (NAD+) activity. The transcript has 5 exons. NCBI's taxonomy places the organism in Eukaryota, Fungi, Ascomycota, Sordariomycetes, Hypocreales, Cordycipitaceae. The record is from RefSeq and is a predicted model, not a curated record. Bases 1 to 1425 code for a protein of 474 amino acids.
AUGAGUGAGAUUGAGUUGACUGGCUUCGGCGGGCGGCCAAUCCGCGUCAACACCGGCCUCUUCAUCAACAACGACUUCCACCCCGCAGCAGGCGGCGCGACGCUGCAGGUCGAGAACCCGAGCACCGGCGACAACCUCGCGACCGUCUCGGCGGCGCAAAAGGAAGAUCCCCGCGGACCGCGGGGGCUCGCGGACCUCGUCGAGCGCGACGCCGACGACCUCGCCAGCCUCGAGGCCCUCGAGGCCGGCGUCCUCUUCAAGGAGUCCAAGGCGCUGCACGUCACGCAGGCCGCCGAGACCCUCCGCUACUUCGCCGGCUGGGCCGACAAGAUCACGGGCCAGCUGCUGAGCACGCCCCAGGGCCCCGCGUACACGAGGCGGGAGCCGCUGGGCGUGUGCGCCGCCGUCGUCCCGUGGAACGCGCCGCUGAUGAUUACGAUUUGGAAGCUCGGCCCCGCCAUCGCCGCUGGCAACGUCCUCAUCAUCAAGACGCCCGAGCUCACCCCCCUCUACGCCCAGAAGCUCGCCUCCCUCAUCAGAGAAGCCGGCUUCCCUCCCGGCGUGCUCUCCGUGCUCUGCGGCUACGGCGCCGUCGCCGGACAAGCCCUCGCCGAGCACCCGCUCGUCAAGAAGAUCGCCUUCACCGGCAGCGGCCCCGUCGGCCGGCGGAUCCUCGCCGCCGCCGCCGCGACCAACCUCAAGAAGGUGACGCUCGAGCUCGGCGGCAAGGGGCCGUCCAUCGUCUUCGCCGACGCCGACCUCGACAACGCGCUGUUCUGGACCGCGCUCGGCUUCACGGCCAACAACGGUCAGGUGUGCGCGGCCGGCUCGCGCAUCUACGUGCACGCGCGCAUCUACGACAAGUUCCUGGCGGCGAUGGCGGAGCGGCUGGCCGGCGCGGCGCAGGGCGACCCGCUGGACGAGAAGACCACCAAGGGCCCGGUGGUGAGCAGGCAGCAGCGCGACAAGAUCGCGGCGUACAUUCGGCACGCCAAGGACAGCGGCGUCCGGGUGCUGACGGAGACCGGCGGCGAGUCGGACAAGGGGCACUUUGUGGCGACGACGGCGUUUGCGGAGGUCCCCGACGACGCCCGCAUCAUGCGGGAGGAAAUCUUUGGUCCCGUCGCUUCGAUCGCGAGCUUCAAGACCGAGGCAGAGGUCAUCGAAAAGGCCAACGCGACCGAGUACGGCCUCGCGGCGGCCGUCUUCACAAACGACGUGAGCCGCGCGGCGCGCGUCUCGGAGGCGAUCGAGGCCGGGCAGGUCACGGUCAACUGCUGGGGCACGCUCCACGCCAACGCGCCGUUUGGCGGCGUCAAGGAGUCCGGCUUCGGCCGGGACAUGGGCGAGGAGGCGCUCGACUCGUGGCUGACGACCAAGACGGUCAAGUACUUUACGCUGCCGGCCGCGGACGAGGACAAGUAG